Xiphophorus maculatus (southern platyfish) is the source of this 2023-nucleotide messenger RNA. RefSeq names its product GTPase IMAP family member 4-like. NCBI's taxonomy places the organism in Eukaryota, Metazoa, Chordata, Actinopteri, Cyprinodontiformes, Poeciliidae. The record is from RefSeq and is a predicted model, not a curated record. The transcript has 2 exons. Bases 135 to 1181 code for a protein of 348 amino acids. Gene Ontology annotation, molecular function: GTP binding.
AUUUAUUUAUUUUUAACAUCCAAUAGGACGUCAGAGUCACAGCAAGAAAACAGGCAACCUGACGUUUUUUCCUUCACUAUCCGCUCAGGGAUAAUAAUCACAGUCAAGGUUUUGCAUCGCAUUUUCCUGACAGGAUGUCAUCUGAAAAUGCUGCGUCACAAGAAGCCAGUCGGCCAUCUCUCGAAUCAAAGACGGAGCCUUUGAGGAUUGUACUGCUGGGCAGGACUGGGACGGGCAGAAGCUCCUCAGGAAACACCAUGCUGGGUAGACCGGCCUUCUGGGUUGAGUUGUCCCCCUCUUCUAUCACCGCAAGGUGCAGGAGACAGACCGGGACAGCAGGUGGUCGGAGUGUCUCGGUAAUCGACACCCCAGGGUUCUUCCAUACAGACCUGUCCCCACAGGAAGUCAUGGCCGAGGUGGGUCAGAGCGUUAGCUUGUACUCCCCAGGACCCCACGUGUUUUUGGUGACCCUGCAGCUAGGCAGGUACACCCAGGAGGAGCGAGAGACCUUGGAGUGGAUCAAGGCGAUGUUUGGGGCCGAGGUAUCCAGAUUCACCAUGGUCCUAUUCACCUGGGGCGACCAGCUCCGAGGCAAAUCGGUUGAGUCCUUUCUGGACGAGAGUCCGGAACUGUCUGGGUUUGUCAGCAGCUGCCACGGGGGGUAUCACGUCUUUGACAACAGCAGGCAAGAAGGGACGUCGGAGUCCCCAGAGCAAGUCUUAAACCUUCUUAAAAAGAUUGACGAGAUUGUUUCAAACAACCGAGGCAGCUGCUACAGCAACGUGAUGUACAAGGAGGCUGAGAGUACAAUAAGGGAGGCAUGGGAGAGGACACUGGAGGAGAGAGGAGCCAAACGUCCGGCGUCUCUCAAGGAAACUGAAGGAAAGGAGAACGCAGAAGACUUGGAGAGAGCGAGGAAAGAGGCAGAGGAAGCCAGGAAGAGAGCCGAAAGGUUGUUCUGGUGCGAGCUGGUAACUGCACUGGGCAGAGGAGCAGCAGAGGGGGCAGGCAUCAUGGGAAAGGACAAAAGCAAACCAGUGAAGAAGGUGAAGGUGGUGGAGAAGGCGAUGGGUCUGGCGGCGUCGCCGCUCUCCAUCAAAUCGGCUGCGAAAGUGCUGGAGGGAGCGGUGAAAGAAGGCAGCAAGGUGCUGCAGAAACACAAGAAAACUCUGCUGCACUGACAGACUCGCCGACAACAUGUUGGUUUGAGUCUCUGAAUCAAGAUGGAUAACCUUUAUUACAAAGACGCGACGCGUUGAAAGGAAAACUCGCAACAGCGUUCUGUUGAUCACAUCAAACACUUUCAUCUUAAGAGCACUUUGAGACUGGGAAGUAGUGCGAAUGUUUCUGAAAACAAAACAUGACCAGAUCUUUGAGUAAAGAGAAUUCCUCGCGUAAUAAAAAGAAAAAAAAUUUGGGUUUCUGAUUUCUUUGACUAACACUUUUGAAAUUAAAAAAGAAACGAGAAAGUUUAGCUACUGCAGCUUCUUUGGCUUUUCAUAACACAAUAUGAUUUUAAGCCCUUUUUUUUACCCCUUCCCCCCCCCCCAACAACAACAACAAAAAUUACACAAGACAAGGUAAACAAGAAAUAACCGUAACAAACUUGGCAAUAGUAAAUACAGUAAGUUAUUCAGGGAGUGCCUAUGAAUCUGUGAGAAAAUAAAACAUUGGGUUUUCACAUGUAGGCCUGGACGUUUGGUGAUGUUUAGUUUAAAGCUGCGGUCUACCUGAGUGCUCAAAACACCUGCUGGAACAACCUAAAAGUUUGUUUUCAUGCAUUCGACAUUCAAGACUGUUAGUACAAAAACCAGGCUGGUUAUUUUGAAAAACUUCAGAGUCAAAAGCAGUUUCUGAAAAGGAAAUGUUGGGACAAAAAAUACACACUCUGCACGCUGUAAUCUGUAGAGAGCCACGGCGUUCACCGGCGAUGAGCAGAAUGACACAUCCGUAGCGCAUUGUUGCAUACGCACUUAUACGAUUAUGCACGAACACAGACUUAAAGUACCAGUCAAACAAAACA